Messenger RNA from Phalacrocorax carbo (great cormorant), 871 nucleotides. The record is from RefSeq and is a predicted model, not a curated record. NCBI's taxonomy places the organism in Eukaryota, Metazoa, Chordata, Aves, Suliformes, Phalacrocoracidae.
GGGCCGGCCCAGCGACCGCCAUUUUGGGAGGCGGGCUGAUGGGGUCCGGCGGCUGGGGCUGGUGGCGGGCGGCGCGGGUCCUGCGGGCGGCCGGCGGCGGCUGGUGGCGGCCGGCGGCGCCAGGUCCUGGGGCGGUGGGUGCCACCGGCCGCCACCUCUGCGCUGGUGGGCUGCCAAGCCUUUCCUACCAAGAGCUCAAAGACUUGAAGAAGACCAAUGUCCUCCACAUAGACGUGCGGGAGAGGUGGGAGAUCGACAGGUUUGGAAAAAUCCCAGCAUCCAUCAACAUACCCUUGGGUGAAUUAGUGGAAGCUCUACAAAUGGACCCAACGGAGUUCAAGAAGCAGUACAAUGAAAAGAUGCCAUCCAAGUCAGACCCUGUGGUUUUCUCCUGUUUGGCAGGAACAAGAAGUAAACAAGCACUCGGUUUUGCCACUUCCUUGGGUUUCAGCAGAGUUCAGCAAUAUUCUGGUGGCUUUGAGGAUUGGGUAAAACAUGAACCUCCAGAGAAAAAAUGAAGAUGACUACCCCAACUCUUUCCCCAUCAAGGCUCCGGGAGGGUCGGUGGGUUUUAGCAUUCAAACUACGUGCAUUCCACUCCCAGAAUACAGCCCACUCCAGUUUUCUUGUGUAAAUGGACAUUCACCUUCAAAUAGCUGUGCAAAUCAAUUGCUUGGUUUAAAUCAUAUCUGAAGAUUAUGACAUGAACAAAGGAUGUUAAAUUUAUUCAACCUUUACUGGGCUAUGUUUUUUGGUGAAAUUAUGUGAAGAGGACCUAAGUGCUUAUUGCAUUUACUAAGAUUUUUGUGUGAUGUAGUUUAUGACUGUUUAAUGAUGAUAUGACAAAUAAAAUUAUCAUUUCCCAAAUAAC